Molecule: messenger RNA, 594 nt
Organism: Entrophospora sp. SA101
Lineage: Eukaryota; Fungi; Glomeromycota; Glomeromycetes; Entrophosporales; Entrophosporaceae
Source: the annotation of a GenBank genome assembly
AUGGCAAACCAAUAUCCAAAUUCAAAUUUUAUGGGAGUUGAUAUAGUUUCAACGUAUCCUGAACACAUUAGACCUAGUAAUACUAAAUUCUGUCAAGCAAAUGUUAUUGACCGCUUACCGUUUGAAGAUAAUUCUUUUGAUUUUGUAUAUAUGCGAUUUAUGAUGUUUGCUUUCACAUCUGAAGAUUGGAAAAAAGCAAUCAAAGAAUUAAUCAGAGUGUGUAAGCCAUCAGGAUUCUUGGAAAUUAUGGAAAGAGAUAUUCUUUGGUAUAACGAAGGAAAUUUAGUAAAAAAAUGGAGGACAGCAGUGGUUGAUCGUUUUAAAAAAGAAAAAGAUAUCGAUCUUAUUAUAACGCCACAUAUAUUAGGAUAUUUGAAAGAGACUAGACAAUUGAGAAAGAUUUCAUUUGAUGCGAGAGAAGCUCCUCUCGGUUCCUUUGGUGGAAAAUUAGGUGAUGCAGUGUCAAGUAUUGAUUUUGAAGGUGGAAAUUACGAUUCGUUAAUUGAUAUCUGCAUGGAUGAAUUAGAAAAAAAUAAUUCUUACGAUAAAAGUUAUAGAUUUUGGGCAACUAAAAAAUCUUUAAAACCAUUGUAA